Suhomyces tanzawaensis NRRL Y-17324 is the source of this 1971-nucleotide messenger RNA. RefSeq names its product phospholipid:diacylglycerol acyltransferase (gene LRO1). Gene Ontology annotation, biological process: lipid storage; triglyceride biosynthetic process. Lineage: Eukaryota; Fungi; Ascomycota; Pichiomycetes; Serinales; Debaryomycetaceae. Gene Ontology annotation, molecular function: phospholipid:diacylglycerol acyltransferase activity. The transcript has a single exon. Gene Ontology annotation, cellular component: perinuclear endoplasmic reticulum; cytoplasm. The record is from RefSeq and is a predicted model, not a curated record. Bases 1 to 1971 code for a protein of 656 amino acids.
AUGCCCAGAAAGAAGAGUGCUGCUAGUGGCUCUCCUGCCAGCGACACUGCAGUGACGCUGGCCCUCUCGCGUAACGAGCUCAUUGAAUCGGUGGCAGAGCUCGUGGUGGCCCAGAACGAAUCGGACUCUGCUGGCUCCACUACCACCUCCUCCACCACUCUGGUUUCGAAACGGCUCCACGAGUCCCGUCGUGUGGUGUUCGUGUUGGGAACCUUGCUUGGGUUGCUUGUCACAGCUGUUUUCACCACCUACAACAGUCCCCACCUCAAGAACGAGCUCGACAAGUACGUGAGACUCGAUUCCAUGUCGUUGUUUGAGGACUGGCGGGACUGGACUGACAUGUUGCCCAGCGGACUCCAGCUGAUGAUGUCAGACUUCGACUUUUCCAGCCAGCAGGAUCCUCUCAGCGGCAGUGCUGAGUCGUUCCUGGUGGGAAAGCGCAUGGCGCUUGUCCACAACCUUACCGCCCAGCACAGCGUGGUGAUGGUUCCAGGCGUGAUUUCAACCGGAAUUGAGUCGUGGGGCGUGUCGCUGGAUGGCGAGUGUCCGUCCAUCAACCACUUCCGUAAGCGCUUGUGGGGUUCGUUCUACAUGCUCCGCACCAUGGUGCUCGACAAAGGCUGCUGGUUGAAACACAUCAUGCUAGACCCCAACACGGGCCUCGAUCCCCCCAACGUGCGGCUAAGGGCAGCACAGGGCUUUGAGGCUGCUGACUUCUUCAUGGCUGGCUAUUGGAUCUGGAACAAGAUCCUCCAGAACCUUGCAGUCAUUGGCUACGGCCCCAACAACAUGAUCAGUGCUGCCUACGACUGGCGCUUGGCGUACCUCGACUUGGAGCGCCGUGACGGGUACUUCUCCAAGCUCCAGCAGCAGAUCGAGCUCACCAGGCGGCUCACGGGCCAGAAGACCAUCUUGGUGGGCCACUCCAUGGGAUCGCAGGUGAUUUUCUACUUCUUGAAGUGGGUGGAGGCCCAGGGCGAGUUCUACGGCAACGCAGGCCCUGGCUGGUGCAACCACCACAUCGAGGCUUUCGUGGAUAUCUCGGGCCUGUCGUUGGGAACGCCCAAGGCUAUUCCAGCGUUGAUUUCUGGUGAAAUGAAGGAUACGGUCCAGUUGAACGCUUUGGCUGUCUACGGCUUGGAGAAGUUCUUCAGCCGUCGCGAGCGUGUCGACAUGUUGCGGUCGUUUGGAGGCAUAGCCAGUAUGUUUCCCAAGGGUGGCGAAUUAAUUUGGGGUAACUUGACCCAUGCGCCCGAUGAUCCUACUAACACCUUGGAGACCAAUGGCCUGGUGGUGGUCACCACAGGCCCCAAAAAUGAGAGCUUUGGCACCUUCAUCCGCCACGUGUCCAAGAACAGCCUGGUGGAACACUACACCGUCCAGCAGAGUCUUGAUAACUUGUUAGACGACGCCCCCGAGUGGUACGCCCAGCGUGUACGUGACCAGUACUCGUACGGAGUGGCUGAAAAUGCUGCCCAGUUGAAGAAAAACAACCACGACCACCUGAAGUGGUCCAAUCCGUUGGAGGCAGCCUUACCUAACGCGCCAGAUAUGAAGGUUUUCUGCUUCUACGGCGUGGGAAAGCCCACGGAAAGGGCUUACUCGUACGCAGACGCGGACGAUGCCACUAAGUUGAAGAUGGUGAUCGACUCCGAACUGGACAAUCCCGUGUUUUUGGGAGACGGUGACGGUACGGUGUCCCUCUUGACCCACACCAUGUGCCACGAAUGGAAGAAGGGCCUGGCGUCGCGGUUCAACCCUGGAAACUCGAGCGUGACAAUCGUGGAGAUCAAGGACGAGCCUGAUCGGUUCGACAUCCGUGGAGGUGCCAAGACUGCUGACCAUGUGGACAUCUUGGGGUCGGCGGAGUUGAACGAGUUGGUGUUGAAGGUGGCGGCAGGAAAGGGCCACUUGAUCGAAGACCGGUACAUGAGCAACCUUCGUGAGAUUGUGGCGGGAAUGAACAUCUAG